AUGCGUGAGAUCAUCACUCUACAGUUGGGCAAUCUCGCUAACUAUACAGCCACCCACUUCUGGAACGCACAAGAGUCAUAUUUCACAUACGCCGGACAGGAAGAGUCCCUGGUGGAUCACAACGUUCACUGGCGGGCUGGUGUAGGAGCUGACGGCACCGAAACCUUCCUUCCGCGAACUGUACUAUACGACCUGAAAGGUGGUUUUGGAUCUCUGCGGAAAAUCAACCCGUUGUACGACGCAGCAUCAGACACGACUGUGGCUGCUGAUUCACUAUGGACGGGUCCGUCGACUGUUCACCAGCAGAAGCUGGUCAAGCCGAGUGCAUAUCAAGAAAGUCUGGAUUCUGGAACGAAACCUCCUCCACUAACGACGUCAACUGUAAGGUACUGGUCAGACUUCUCUAGAGCGUACUUUCACCCAAAGUCGCUCGUGCAACUCUAUGAUUUUGAGCUAGAUUCCGCAAUACGUCCGUUCGAAAAAUUCGACAUGGGGACAGAAUUAUUCACGUCACUGGAUAAAGAACAAGAUAUCCUCGAUAGAGACUGGCGGCCAUUUGUUGAGGAAUGCGAUCUUAUGCAAGGCAUGCAAGUCUUCACUACCAUAGACGAUGCAUGGGGGGGAUUUGCAUCAUCAUACCUAGAGGCACUGCGGGAUGAGCACCCCAAAUCUUGUAUCUGGGUCUGGGGAAUUCAAAGCCCGUUGGCGGACAUCUCUAGAGAGAAGCGUCUGCUACGCCUAUCAAACACGGCCCAAAGCCUCCAACAAGCGUAUACACAAGCUUCAACGCUUGUGCCUCUGGCUCUGCCCGAAAGCAAACUACGGCCACACAUAGAGUUGGAUUGCAAUUCUUCGUGGCACGUUUCGUCACUGCUUGCUACCGUUUCCGAGAGUGCCUUGCUUCCGUCCCGUUUGAAGGGGUGCAAUGGCGCUUCACUGGCUGACUGCGCCGAGAGUCUCAACACAAGCGGCACCCGGACCAUUGCCAGUGCAGGAAUGUUCAUUCCGACAGACACCAGUGACGGUAUGGGUGUAGGAGACAGCUUAAGCUUUUUCCAAAUUGGCCAGGACAGCGGCAAAGUUAAGAAUCGACCAGAACAUAUCUUCGGACAAAUUAUGUGCCAUCGUGGGCCAAACACAGAGCAAACGAAGCCAGAGGAGACGGUGGACACGAGACGACGUCAAAUCCUUGGCAAUUCUUUGACAAGCAAUAUCUCUGUCCACACUGUUAUCAAGACGACUACGUCAAUUUCGACUCGAAUGAAAGACCUGAGGUCCCACGGAACUCGACUGAUCCGAUUAGACGAGCGUGAGGCACUGAGUAAUAGCCUUGCUGAAAUCGCUGAUGCCUACCAAGAUGACUGGUCCAGUGGCAGUGAUGAGGACGAUGACGAGUUGUGA
Messenger RNA from Metarhizium acridum CQMa 102, 1401 nucleotides. The record is from RefSeq and is a predicted model, not a curated record. Lineage: Eukaryota; Fungi; Ascomycota; Sordariomycetes; Hypocreales; Clavicipitaceae.